This is a messenger RNA of Cyprinus carpio (common carp), 533 nucleotides long. RefSeq names its product ubiquitin-like protein 5. The record is from RefSeq and is a predicted model, not a curated record. Gene Ontology annotation, cellular component: cytoplasm; nucleus. Gene Ontology annotation, molecular function: protein tag activity; protein binding. The transcript is spliced from 6 exons. Lineage: Eukaryota; Metazoa; Chordata; Actinopteri; Cypriniformes; Cyprinidae. Gene Ontology annotation, biological process: protein modification process; mRNA splicing, via spliceosome. Bases 158 to 379 code for a protein of 73 amino acids.
UCCUGGAAUAUUAUUGGCGAAACUCGCUGUCAGUCAAACGUGCGCGCAGCUGAUUGGUGACGUGAGCGGAUGUUUUCUUCACGGCUCUGCUUUACGGCAAACGCUUGCGAGAGGAACUCGUUUGUUUAGCUGCUGGAACAACCGACACAAAUCAGAGAUGAUUGAGGUGGUGUGUAAUGAUCGUCUGGGGAAGAAGGUGCGAGUCAAAUGCAAUCAGGAGGACACCAUCGGAGACCUGAAGAAGCUGAUCGCAGCUCAGACAGGCACACGCUGGGAGAAGAUCGUGCUCAAGAAGUGGUACACCAUAUUCAAGGACCACGUGUCACUGGGAGACUAUGAAAUCCAUGACGGCAUGAACCUCGAGCUCUAUUACCAGUAGAACACACACACACACACACAGCACCACAUUACAUCACCAACACACACAGUGUUUGUGGAGCGAGUUAGUUUCGUCAUGCCUCGAGGCAUCAGAAUAUUUGUUCAGUUGAACUGUUUUGAUAUAAUCUGGAAAUAAAACUCACAUUUAUGUACGA